Entelurus aequoreus (snake pipefish) is the source of this 9150-nucleotide messenger RNA. It is a transcript of the gene camk2g2, whose product is annotated as calcium/calmodulin-dependent protein kinase (CaM kinase) II gamma 2. Gene Ontology annotation, biological process: protein phosphorylation. The record is from RefSeq and is a predicted model, not a curated record. Bases 120 to 1694 code for a protein of 524 amino acids. Gene Ontology annotation, cellular component: cytoplasm; neuron projection. Gene Ontology annotation, molecular function: calmodulin binding; ATP binding; calcium/calmodulin-dependent protein kinase activity. NCBI's taxonomy places the organism in Eukaryota, Metazoa, Chordata, Actinopteri, Syngnathiformes, Syngnathidae. The transcript is spliced from 21 exons.
UCUGUGCUCCCUCCAGCUCCUGGCCCCGCCCCUCCGUGCACGCAGCCCUCCACCUUCUCGCCACACUGCGCGGCUGUCAGCGAGGCGAGAGGCCAGGCGUUCCCCCACGUCGGUCAAACAUGGCUACAGUGGUGACCUCGACCCGCUUCACGGAUGAAUACCAGCUCUACGAGGAACUCGGAAAGGGUGCUUUCUCCGUGGUGAGGCGAUGCGUCAAGAAGUCCACCGGCCAGGAGUACGCUGCGAAAAUCAUCAACACCAAGAAGCUCUCUGCCAGAGAUCACCAGAAAUUGGACCGAGAGGCAAGAAUCUGUCGUCUGCUCAAGCAUCCAAACAUUGUGCGACUCCAUGACAGCAUCUCAGAGGAAGGUUUCCAUUACCUCAUCUUUGACCUUGUCACCGGCGGCGAGCUCUUCGAGGACAUCGUCGCCAGAGAGUAUUACAGCGAGGCAGACGCCAGCCACUGCAUCAAUCAGAUCCUGGAGAGCGUCAGCCACAUCCACCAGCAUGACAUCGUGCACAGGGACCUUAAGCCAGAGAACCUGCUGUUGGCCAGCAAGAUGAAGGGAGCGGCGGUGAAGCUCGCAGACUUUGGCCUGGCCAUCGAGGUCCAAGGGGACCAACAGGCCUGGUUUGGCUUUGCGGGGACGCCAGGGUAUCUGUCGCCAGAGGUGCUGAGAAAGGACCCGUAUGGCAAGCCCGUGGACAUAUGGGCGUGUGGUGUGAUUCUGUACAUCCUGCUGGUGGGCUACCCUCCCUUUUGGGACGAGGACCAACACAAACUGUACCAGCAAAUCAAGGCUGGUGCUUACGACUUCCCAUCUCCAGAGUGGGACACAGUGACCCCCGAGGCCAAGAAUCUGAUCAAUCAGAUGCUAACCAUUAACCCUGCCAAAAGGAUCACAUCCGACCAGGCCCUCAAGCAUCCCUGGGUCUGCCAACGCUCCACAGUGGCUUCCAUGAUGCACCGUCAAGAGACUGUGGAAUGUCUGCGCAAGUUCAACGCUCGGAGGAAACUUAAAGGAGCCAUCCUCACGACCAUGUUGGUGUCCAGGAACUUCUCUGUGGGACGGCAGCAUACGAGCCCUGCCGCCACCACCAGCACUGCCGCCAUGGCACAGGAAGCGUGCAAAACCUUGCUCAACAAAAAGUCAGACGGCGUGAAGAAAAGGAAGUCCAGCUCGAGUGUUUGUUUGAUGGAAGCCCAGACAACUGUGGUACACAACCCAGCUGACGGCACCAAGGGCUCCACGGAGAGCUGCAACAAUGCAGAAGAGGAGGAGAUGAAAGCUCGCAAACAAGAAAUCAUCAAGAUGACCGAGCAGCUGAUCGAAGCCAUCAACAACGGCGACUUCGAGGCGUACACGAGGAUAUGUGACCCCGGCCUGACCACCUUUGAGCCAGAAGCUCUGGGCAACCUGGUGGAGGGCAUGGACUUCCACAAGUUCUACUUUGACAACCUGUUGAGUAAAAACAGCAAGCCGGUGCACACCACCAUCCUCAACCCUCACGUGCACCUGAUCGGCGAGGACGCGGCCUGCAUCGCUUACAUCCGCCUGACGCAGUACAUGGACGGCCAGGGUCGGCCGCGCUCCUGCCAGUCGGAGGAGACGCGCGUGUGGCAUCGCCGCGACGCCAAGUGGCUCAACGUGCAUUUCCACUGCUCGGGAGCCCCCGCCGCGCCCCUCCAGUGAAGGCCACGCCGCUGUGCUGAAACUGUGAGCUGUUUGGAGCGUUGACUCUCCUCCUCUUGGUGCCUGGAAGGAUGUGAGCCUGCUAAAUGGGGGGAACAACGUCACAAAGUUGGGGGCACAAACACAAUACAACGUAGAGCAAGUUUAAAAAAAACCAACAACACACAUAUAUCUAUCAAAAGCAACAAAAAAAACAAUAAUUAGCUUGACUGAAGAAGCGACCAACAGCGGCAUUGAUGGAGGUUGAGUUCCUCCAUGUUGGAUGGUGCAUGUUAGUGCCGACUACACAGGUUGGAUGCCGCCCGUCUGCUGGCUGGGAGAGUAUUCACUUGUUUCAUGUACAGACGCACACCUGAUUUAAUUGGAGGUGAGAGAGGGGGAGCUAAAUUAGCAUCGUCCUAGUCCAUUUGGACUUUUUUUUUUUUUUGUGUGUUACCAAAAGGGACCUUUUUUUUUUACACUCAUUAGUGCUUUUUAACUUUGUGUUGGAAAAGGUUUUUUUUUAAUUUAAUGUGUACAUUGAUAUUUAUAUGCCAGAUGGACGUGUGUCUGUUUGUGUGCGCGCGCCGUCCAAAGCUCCUCCCACCUGUCCACACGGACACUCCCCUUUUCCCGUCCCGUGUGCAAGCAUGACUCGUUCCCGCGUCGACUAGGCCUGUACUGUUUUUGACUCGAUGCUGUUGCCCCUCCGACCACGCCCACUCGCAUCACUUCCUGUCUCGGUAUUGAUGAUGAUGAUGUCACGCCCGUCUCUCGUGUUCCUUGCGUGUGUUUAUUGUCCACCUUGGCUUGCCGUACUUUGAACAUUGUGAUGCUUCAAGAAGCAUGUUUUUAUUUUUUUAAAUUUAAUUCCCCAAAAAAGAAGCGGCUCGAAAGACAAAAAAAACAAACGUUAGGCAUGAAUGAUAGCGAGAGAGCGCUGCAGAAGGCAAUCAACUCAACCCCCUUUUUUUGUUCUUGUAAAUGUUGUAGUUGUUAGUGUGGGUGUUUUUUAUUCUCACUAGUUCGAGUCACAACUGGAAAGAAGAGGUUUUAAAUGCUGUGACCCUUUGCUUCUACACACACACACACACACACACACACACACACACACACACAUCACUUAAGCCAGGGGCGUCCAAAGUGCGGCCCGGGAGCCAUUUGCGGCCCGCAGCUAAUUGUUUACUGGCCCGCCACACAUUCCGGAAAUGCUAUCGCAAAAAUAAAAAAAAUAAAAUAAGAAAAAAGUGGAAUUAGGUGAAAUCUAACUAGAAAAAGUUGCAAUGUUGACACAAAGCUGCCAUGCAGGCUGUUUUUUUUUGUCUUUUGUCUCUCUUUUUCUUUUUUUGCCAUUGCUCAAAAACAAAAAAAAAAAUCAAUGUUAUAAUGAAUUAUUGACCUAUUCAAGGCUCCGAUUAUUUCAAAUAUUUCACUUUAAAAUGUUUUGUGUGGAAAAUAUUGCAUAUAUUGUGUGGUUGCCAUAUGAAAACGUCAACGUUUUUUUUGACAAAAGAGCGUAGAGCAAACAAAAUAAUAGUUCAAACGUAAAAUCGACAGAUACAUCUGAAGUUGAUCACGUAACUUAAGUGUUGAAAGUAAAAAAAAAAACGAAUAAAAAUGUAUCACUUUACAAGUGGGGCACCUUUUGGAUACCAAAUAUAUUUUCUGGGAUUUUAUUGAUCUUUUAACUGUGAUUACUCAAAAAUAUUAAAAUAACUAAAAUCAAUGGUGUCCUGCAUUAUUGAUCUUUUAUGGCUCUUAUUACUAAAUACUGCAUACUUCAGUUUUAUUAUAAAAACAACAAGGUUGUCUUUGACAGAAAAGGCAUAAAACCUUUUUUUAUUAUUACUUUAUAUCAACCUGAAAUUGAUAUAGAGAGUUACUGUAAGCGUUAAAUAAAUUAAAAAAUAUAUAAUUUGAUUUAUUUUUUUACAUUUUAAUAACUGAGACCCUUUAUGGUCCCCGGGAGCCCUAAAGGUAAAAAACAAAAACAAAAAAACAUAUUUUGUAAUGUUUGAAAAUGAAAAAUAUCAAAAUGGCCCCCGCAUGCUUUCAUUUUUCCGUUUGCGGCCCUCAGUGGAAAAAGUUUGGACACCCCUGACUUAAGCACAUGCAAUGAAAUAUCGUCCCUUUAAAAGAGGAAACACAUCUGGCAACCCUCCUUCCUAAUGUAACCUAUUUUUAUGGGCGUGCCUCUUUAAGUUAAAGGCCUACUGAAAUUACAUUUUUUUAUUUAAACAGGGAUAGCAGAUCUAUUCUAUGUGUAAUACUUGAUCAUUUUGCGAUAUUGCCAUAUAUUUGCUGAAAGGAUUUAGUAUAGAACAACGACGAUAAAGAUCGCAACUUUUGGUAUCUGAUAAAAAAAAGGCUUGCCCCUACCGGAAGUAGCGUGACGUAGUCAGUUGAACAUAUCCGCAAAGUUCCCUAUUGUUUACAAUGAUGGCCACCACCAGCGAGAGCAAUUCGGACCGAGAAAGCGACAAUUUUCCCAUUAAUUUGAGCGAGGAUGAAAGAUUUGUGGAUGAGGAAAGUGCAAGUGAAGGACUAGUGGGGAGUAGAAGCUAUUCAGAUAGGGAAGAUGCUGUGAGAGCCGGGGGUGACCUGAUAUUCAGCUGGGAAUGACUACAACAGUAAAUAAACACAAGACAGCCACAACACAACCAGGCUUAUAUAUUAAUAUGCCACAAAUUAGCUCCUAGCUACUAGCUCCAGCUAGUUAUAGCUCGAGCGGGUUAUAUGGACGGUAUCUCGUCCAAAUAACCCGCCAAUACAAUUCAAACACCUGCACAACACACACACUCACUCAGCCCAAAGGACCGUUCACCUCACCCAAGGUUCAUAAAGCUUAUAUAUUUAACCAAAGUUACGUACGUGACACGCAUGUAUGGGCAAUCGAUCAAAUGUUUGGAAGCGCAGCAGCGUACUCACGGUAUCGCGUCUGCGUCUGUGUAUCCAAAUCAAAGUCCUCCUGGUAAGUCUGUGUUGUCCAAGUUCUUCGAUCUUGACUGCAUCUUUCGGGAAUGUAAACAAUGAAACACCGACUGUGUUGUGUUGCUGACUUCCCUCGCAAAAUACUCCGCUUCGCACCGACAACUUUCUUCUUUGCUUGCUCAGCUUCUUUCUCCAUAAUGCAAUGAACAAAUUGCAACAGAUUCACCAACACAGAUGUCCAGAAUACUGUGGAAUAAUGAGAUGAAAACAGAGCUAUUUCGUAUUGGCUUCAAUGGGGAAGCCAUACCUCUGUUUCACUGGCUACGUCACGCGCAUACGUCAUCCUCCAAAGGAAUUUUCAACCGGAAGUUUAGCGGGAAAUUUAAAAUGUCACUUUAUAAGUUAACCCGGCCGUAUUGGCAUGUGUUGCAAUGUUAAGAUUUCAUCAUUGAUAUAUAAACUAUCAGACUGUGUGGUCGCUAGUAGUGGCUUUCAGUAGGCCUUUAAGUUCCUGUUAUAAGCUGUUAUACAGUAUAUGCCUUGAGCUCUUAUUUUGAAGGAAAAGAAAGGAAAUAAAGUGGUCCUCGUGUAAAACACGGAGGCUCCAGUUUUACACAAGGACCACUUUUAUUUUAUUUCCUUUCCUUUCCUUAUUUUAUUUUAUUUUAUUUUUUUCCAGGUCAGCCUGAACUUUUUAUUUCAAGUGAAUAAAUACUGAAUAUUAAUCAGCCAUUACACAAAUACUAAACAUGAAUGACUCCUUUAAAUCACUAACUAGAAAAACUAUUUUAACAACACUUAACAUUUAUAGUUGAACAAAUAUUUAGUUGAAGGUGUAUUUAAUAUGUUGGAAGUCCUGCCUUCUUUCUGCUCCUCUGUAACGUCAGCAGAGAUGAUCUUACUGCUGCUCCUCACCCUGCUGCUCCUCACCCUGCUGCUCCUCACCCUGCUGCUCCUCACCCUGCUGCUCCUCACCCUGCUGCUCCUCACCCUGCUGCUCCUCACCCUGCUGCUCCUCACCCUGCUGCUCCUCACCCUGCUGCUCCUCACCCUGCUGCUCCUCACCCUGCUGCUCCUCAACCUGCUGCUCCUCACCCUGCUGCUCCUCACCCUGCUGCUCCUCACCCUGCUGCUCCUCACCCUGCUGCUCCUCACCCUGCUGCUCCUCACCCUGCUGACUCUUCUUCUUAUUUGGACGUCUUUUUUUUGGCCUCCGACAUCUCAUCACCGGGGCCCUGGCUGGUUCCUUCACCACAAUCGUCUUGCUCGUCCUCACAGGCGGCUGUCUGGGCUUUUUUCUUGAGCUCUAUGACCUCAAGUUGAAGGUUUCGGUUUUCCUCCAGGAACUUCAAUUUGUUUUUGACAAGCUCGUCUUUUAAUUGAGGAUUCUGCUCUUCUAAUUUUUUUAUGUCCUCUUGACGCGCCUUUUCAGCAUCUUGACGGGAGACGAGUCCGUCCUUUUCCUUGUCGUAUAAGUACUUUGUCAUUUUUUCCAGCUAGUGUGGAGACAAGGCGUCCAACACCUGCUGAAUGUUGUCUGGAUGUUCCAUUCUGCAAUCUGGAUACAAGGAAACGAUGAUUGCGUCUGUCUGCUGUGUGAUGUUCGUGUUCCAGCAAAUUCCAGAAAUCUUAUUUCCUUUUUUUUUCAAAACCUCCGCUCCACUUCAACGUGUCACCACUUCCGCUCUUAGCGCCUUCAAAAUAAGAGCUCAAGGCAUAUACCGUAUAACAGCUUAUAACAGGAACUUAAAGGCCUACUGAAAAUAAUUUUUUUUAUUUAAACGGGGAUAGCAGAUCCAUUCUAUGUGUCAUACUUGAUCAUUUUGCGAUAUUGCCAUAUUUUUGCUGAAAGGAUUUAGUAAAGAACAUCGACGAUAAAGUUGCAACUUUUGGUCGCUGAUAAAAAAAGCCUUGCCUGUACCGGAAGUAGCGUGACGUCAACAGUUGAAAGGCUCCUCACAUUUUCCUAUUGUUUUCAAUGCAGCUAGAGCGAUUAGGACCGAGAAAGCGAUGAUUACCCCAUUAAUUUGAGCGAGGAUGAAAGAUUUGUGGAUGAGGGACGUUAGAGUUAAGGACUGGAAUGCAGUGCAAGACAUAUCUUUUUUCGCUCUGACCGUAACUUAGGUACAAGCUGGCUCAUUGGAUUCCACAUUCUCUCCUUUUUCUAUUGUGGAUCACAGAUUUGUAUUUUAAACCACCUGGGAUACUAUAUCCUCUUGAAAAUGAGAGUCGAGAACGCGAAAUGGACAUUCACAGUGACUUUUAUCUCCACGACAAUACAUCGACGAAACACUUUAGCUACGGAGCUAACGUGAUAGCAUCGUGCUUAACUGCAUAUAGAAACAAAAUAAAUAAAUCCCUGACUGGAAGGAUAGACAGAAGAUCAACAAUACUAUUAAACCAUGGACAUGUAACUACACGGUUAAUGCUUUCCAGCCUGGCGAAGCUUAAAAAUGCUGUUGCUAACGACGCCAUUGAAGCUAACUUAGCUACGUAGCUAACGUGAUAGCAUCGUGCUUAACUGCAUAUAGAAACAAAAUAAAUAAAUCCCUGACUGGAAGGAUAGACAGAAAAUCAACAAUACUAUUAAACAAUGAACAUGUAAAUACACGGUUAAUGCUUUCCAGCUUGGCGAAGCUUAAAAAUGCUGUUGCUAACAACGCCAUUGAAGCUAACUUAGUAACGGGACCUCACAGAGCUAUGAUAAAAACAUUAGCGCUCCACCUACGCCAGCCAGCCCUCAUCUGCUCAUCAACACCCGUGCUCACCUGAGUUCCAGGAAUCGACGGAAGGACGAAGGACUUCACCACAAUCAUCCGUGCGGUCGGUGGCUAGCGUCGGCUAGCGCGUCUGCUAUCCGAGUCAAAGUCUUCCAGGUUGUGUUGCUGUAGUCCGCCGCUAAUACACCAAUCCCACCUACAACUUUCUUCUUUACAGUCUUCAUUGUUCAUUAAACAAAUUGUAAAAGAUUCACCAACACAGAUGUCCAGAAUACUGUGGAAUUAUGAGAUGAAAACAGAGCUAUUUUGUAUUGGAUUCAAUGGGGUACUGAUACUUCCGUUUCACUGGUUACGUCACGCGCAUACGUCAUCAUCCAAAGACGUUUUCAACCGGAAGUUUAGCUGGAAAUGUAAAAUGUCACUUUAUAAGUUAACCCGGCCGUAUUGGCAUGUGUUGCAAUGUUAAGAUUUCAUCAUUGAUGUAUAAACUAUCAGACUGCGUGGUCGCUAGUAGUGGCUUUCAGUAGGCCUUUAACAUCACAAAGAGGAAAGCCCAUAAAAAUAGGUUACACUAACAUCGCGACUGAAACCCGGGUUUCUGUUCUCAAUGCUUAAUUUUUUCCGUCACAAUCAUGGGGAUUUCACCAUCUUAUAAGAAUUCACGCCACAAUGCAGCUUGCAGGUUUGGUGAAAAUAGUCUAAAAGUUUAAAGUUUUUUUAUUUGUUUUUAAACGCAAAUGUGUCCAAUUAUAUCGCAAAUUUGUCUGCUUCUUCUUAAUUUGUCCUCAAGCUGGCGAGAAUUGUCGUACAGUAUUAUUCCAUAGCUGGUGGGCCACAAUAUAUAUAUAUAUUUAUAUGUUAUCUAUUUUUUAAACACUUGUUUUUGUUUAUAUUUUACCUUCUGGCAGCAAAGCCAAACCUGGGCGUCUCUCUUGCGCCCUCCGGUGGCCAAUUAUGUGCACUGCUUUGUGUCGUUCACACUGAUGGUCUUUUUUUUUUUUGGUCCAUUUGUAGUCACUGCAGCUUUGCUUAGAAGCAGACAGACAGGGUAUAUUUCCACUUGUUUUGUGUCUUAAUGUUGUACAUAGAUGUCAUGUGACCAAAUUUGGGGUGGGGGGGCUCUGAUUGCACCAACUACCUAAAACUUUACAAAUCACUCACUGUAGUUUUUGUUGUUGGUCUGUUGCAGCUUUUGCAUCAUAAUUACAGCAGAGGACAUUAGAAGGUUCAUGUUACAAGCCACAGCAAACAUAUACAAAUAUUAUACAUAUAUGAAAAAUAUAUAUAAAUAUAUGCAGUUUUACAGAUGGAUGCAAUAUGCAUGUGUACUUUCUUAGUCAUUUUUCACUGAUGGACAAAAGUUUGCAUCCUGGGUGUCACAUACAAACGAGUAGAGAAGCCUUACCUUGUUUGUGUGACUGCAUUGUAACAUUUUGGUUUACUUUAAAAAAAUACAUAAAGAGGGCGGGGCUUCAUUUGUCCAGCCCCCCUCAGUUGGAUGCUGGGUUUUUGCAUGAGCGUAGAAUUAAUCAUGAAAGUCGUACAUUGUUUGUUUGGAUGGUUGUUCUUAAUAGCUUGGUUAUUACUGGAAUAUUCAAGUGUAUUUAAUUAAAAAAAAAUUGCAUUUUAAAGUCGUUUUUGUGUCUGUUUUUUUGAUGUGUCUAAGGAAGAGGUGUCCGGACUUUUUUUUUUAAACAAAGAAUCAUUUGUAUACAUGUAUGUUUUUUUUAUUAUUAUUUUUAAAUGCAAAGCUCUGUGUUAUUAGUAUUAUUUUCUUAAAUUUUUCAUUUGAAAAAAAGUAUUUCAAAUAUUUUCGACAAUUUUUU